Cadophora gregata is the source of this 1305-nucleotide messenger RNA. RefSeq lists its product as uncharacterized. Gene Ontology annotation, biological process: regulation of transcription by RNA polymerase II. The transcript has 2 exons. Gene Ontology annotation, molecular function: DNA-binding transcription activator activity, RNA polymerase II-specific; zinc ion binding. The record is from RefSeq and is a predicted model, not a curated record. Bases 1 to 1305 code for a protein of 434 amino acids. NCBI's taxonomy places the organism in Eukaryota, Fungi, Ascomycota, Leotiomycetes, Helotiales, Ploettnerulaceae.
AUGAAAGAAAACCCAAAGCCUGGUUUUCAAGUCCUCACAUUCAUUAACUCUGAUCUGAAAAUCCGUGAUUACAAAAAGCAAAGACAGCAUAGGAAAUCCAGAUCUGGCUGCCGUCCAUGCAAGGACAAAAAGGUCAAGUGCGACGAGUGCAAGCCAGUAUGCCUCCGAUGUCGACGAAAUGAGAGAGCAUGCACAUAUGACAUGCCUGAUGAGGGCUUAUAUCAACACCAUAUUUCGGGGAGUGUUACGAAUACAAAGCUCUCGCCAAUGAGUUCAAUAACUACUCUAUACCCAAGUCCCAAAACCGGAACCCCUGGUAUCCAACUCCUGCACCACCUCUGCACAAACUGGGAUGCCAUAUUCCGCAUGCCAGGUCACGACGAGCUAGUCCCUCUCACACAAUCCAAUCCCCUCAUCCGCAACACAUUCCUCGCCAUCGCCGCAAGCCACCUCCGGCAUAUGUCUCCAGGAAUAUUGCAGCAUCGCAUCGCAGAGCAUUUCUUCCAGUCUCUAGCUAUCCAGGAUUUCCAAGUCGCUCUUGGCACGCCAAGUAAGUCUCUAGGACAGCAAGGGGCAAACGCCCUGCUACUGGCUGCACUACUGUUGAACAUGCUUGCUUUCACACUUCCGCAUCGCGAUGAUGAUGGCGUUGAGGAUGAGGAUGAGGAUGAUCCGAAAUCAUCUUGGGUGUUCGGCUUGGGAGGAGAACGCAUGGGAUGGCUGGCUCUACAAGCUGGUUUGAGACCGCUCUCGAAUUCGUUGUCAGCGUACACGGAUCGGACGGUAGCGUUUCUAAACCCUAUCAUGUUCGGUCCUGGCAAAGCCGGGUGGAGGGAGUUCCGGAAAUUCCAAACCUUGGAUAUCGUUCCUGAGACUUGGAUCCGGGCUUUCAAAUUGAAGCGCGAUAGAAGCAAUAAUCUCAGUAGUGAUUCUGGUUCCAACUGCUGCGCUGAAGACGAGAAUGAGAUUUUCGGACCGGCAAUGAUGACGCUUGCCUAUCUGAGGAGUCUUCAACCGCCAGAAUCGAUGAUUCUCGUCAAUUGGGUGUUUCUCACCAAGAUACAUGGAGGACUGAAAUCUCUCCUGUACGAAAGGGAUGAGAGGGCGUUGUGGCUGCUUGGGUACUGGCUGGGACUGAUGUGUCGGUAUGAAGGAACGUGGUGGUGUGAGAGGCGGGUUAGGAGAGACUAUGAGGCGGUACGAUUGCGGCUUUGGGAAUUGCAGCUCGGUGAACGGGCUGGUGCUGAGGGGGUUUGGUGGAGGGAGUUGAUGCAGGAGUUGGAAGACGCGCCUGGGCUUACAUGA